Molecule: messenger RNA, 2322 nt
Organism: Protobothrops mucrosquamatus (brown spotted pit viper)
Lineage: Eukaryota; Metazoa; Chordata; Lepidosauria; Squamata; Viperidae
Gene: KLHL1
Product: kelch like family member 1
Exons: 11
Coding region: 1-2322 (773 amino acids)
Molecular function (GO): protein binding
Source: RefSeq, a predicted model, not a curated record
AUGUCGAACUCCAGCAGGAAGGACUUUGACGUGAAGCACAUCUUGCGCCUCCGCUGGAAACUGUUCAGUCACCCGGCGGCGCCCGCGGGCGGCUGCUUGCAACCGGACGGCAGCUUCGAGCACUGGGGCCCGAGCCAGAGCCGGCUGCUGAAGAGCCAGGAGCGAAGCGGAGGCGGCGGCGGCGGAGGCGCCUUCUGGAAGAAAGCCGCCUCCUCCUCGUCCUCCUCCUCCUCCGCCGCCUCGCCCUCGCCGUCCUCGGCCGCCGCCUGCCCGCCGCCCUGCGCCGUCUCUUCCCUGCCCCUCAACGGGACGUCGCUCCCGGCCACCCGGCUCCAUGGGCUGGCCGAGCCCCAAGGUCCCCCGCCGGCUCCUCGCACCAUCUUCUACGUCGAGGCGCUGGACGAAGGGCCCGGCGGUGGAGGAGGAAGAGGAGGAGGAGGAAGCAGCGGAGGGGACUUCGCUGAGUUCCCCCGCCCGGAGGAGAAGGCGCUGGUGCUGCGCGAAGUCAAGGGGGAGCCGCUGCCCUUCGCGGAUGGAGGCGGCCGGGCAACAGGUGAAGGCGCCGCGCACAGGCACUCAGCAGCCAAUCAUCCUUUGACUCCUCAGUGCGAUAUGGAUCUUAGUACUUCUGAAGAAUUCUACCAAGCUGUUCACCAUGCUGAGCAGACCUUCAGAAAGAUGGAAAGCUACCUGAAGCAACAGCAGCUUUGUGAUGUUAUUUUAAUUGCUGGGAACCGUAAGAUACCUGCACACAGGCUUGUACUCAGCUCAGUUUCGGAUUACUUUGCUGCCAUGUUUACGAAUGAUGUUUGCGAAGCCAAGCAAGAAGAAAUCAAAAUGGAAGGCAUUGAUCCUGGUGCACUUUGGGAUCUCGUUCAGUUCGCAUAUACAGGUUGUUUGGAACUUAAGGAAGAUACAAUCGAAAACCUCCUGGCAGCUGCGUGUCUUCUUCAGCUCCCUCAAGUAGUUGAAGUGUGUUGUCAUUUCCUCAUGAAGCUUUUACAUCCAUCCAACUGUUUGGGAAUCCGGGCCUUUGCAGAUGCUCAAGGAUGCACAGAACUUAUGAAGGUGGCUCACAGUUACACCAUGGAGAACAUCAUGGAGGUGAUUAGGAAUCAAGAAUUUUUACUGUUGCCAGCAGAGGAACUGCACAAACUUCUUGCCAGUGAUGAUGUGAAUGUUCCUGAUGAAGAAACCAUUUUCCAUGCCUUAAUGAAGUGGGUCAAAUAUGACCUGCAAAGGAGAUGUAACGACUUGAGUAUGUUGCUUGCCUACAUCCGGCUACCGCUUCUUCCACCACAGAUUUUAGCGGACCUAGAAAACCAUGCACUUUUUAAAGAUGACUUGGAAUGUCAGAAGCUGAUUCUGGAAGCCAUGAAAUACCAUCUUUUGCCAGAAAGACGAACACUUAUGCAAAGUCCAAGAACAAAGCCAAGGAAAUCUACCGUUGGGACCUUGUAUGCUGUUGGAGGAAUGGACAACAAUAAAGGUGCUACAACCAUUGAGAAGUACGAUCUUAGGACCAAUAUAUGGAUCCAGGCUGGAGUAAUGAAUGGAAGAAGGCUACAGUUUGGUGUGGCUGUUAUUGAUGACAAGCUCUUUGUUAUUGGAGGGCGAGAUGGCUUAAAGACAUUAAACACGGUCGAAUGUUAUAAUCCGAAAACAAAGGCUUGGACCGUCUUGCCUCCAAUGUCUACUCACAGACAUGGCUUAGGAGUUACUGUUCUUGAAGGGCCCAUUUAUGCAGUAGGAGGUCAUGAUGGCUGGAGCUAUUUGAAUACAGUCGAGAGGUGGGACCCACAAAGUCAACAGUGGACCUUUGUGGCCAAUAUGUCCAUUGCCAGAAGCACCGUUGGGGUGGCAGCUUUAAAUGGCAAAUUAUACUCAGUUGGUGGCCGAGACGGAAGUUCUUGCUUGAGUUCUAUGGAGUAUUAUGAUCCUCACACCAAUAAAUGGAACAUGUGUGCUCCAAUGUGCAAAAGAAGAGGAGGAGUUGGAGUGGCCACUUGUGAUGGUUUUCUUUAUGCUGUCGGAGGCCAUGAUGCCCCUGCCUCUAACCAUUGCUCCAGACUCUUGGAUUAUGUUGAGAGGUAUGACCCCAAAACUGAUACCUGGACAAUGGUGGCCCCACUGAGUAUGCCUCGUGAUGCUGUUGGCGUCUGCAUCCUGGGCGAUAAAUUAUAUGCCGUGGGUGGCUAUGAUGGACAGACGUACUUAAACACGAUGGAGUCGUAUGAUCCACAGACCAAUGAAUGGACACAGAUGGCCUCUCUAAAUAUUGGAAGAGCUGGGGCCUGCGUCGUAGUCAUAAAGCAAGCAUGA